Molecule: messenger RNA, 3636 nt
Organism: Sphenostylis stenocarpa
Lineage: Eukaryota; Viridiplantae; Streptophyta; Magnoliopsida; Fabales; Fabaceae
Source: the annotation of a GenBank genome assembly
AUGAGGGGUGGGAGAAGGAGAAGUAUGAUAAAGCUUAAGCUUAGCAAGAUCUACUCAUUUGCUUGUGGUAAAACAACCUUGAAGAGAGAACAUUCACGGAUUGGGGGACAUGGUCAUUCCAGGGUGGUUUUCUGUAAUGAACCUGAUAGGUUUGAGGGAGGGGUUUCGAAUUAUGCUGAUAAUUCUGUUAGGUCCACAAAAUAUACUGUUGCCACUUUCUUGCCUAAGUCACUUUUUGAGCAGUUUAGGAGGGUGGCUAAUUUCUAUUUUUUGGUGGCUGGAAUCUUGGCCUUCACAAAGCUCACUCCUUAUACUGCUGUCAGUGCUAUCCUUCCACUCUCUAUCAUCAUUGGGGCAACUAUGGUGAAAGAGGGUAUUGAAGACUGGCGCAGGAAAAAGCAGGAUAUUGAGGUGAACAAUAGAAGAGUUAUAUUGCAUAAAGGUGAUGGCAUUUUUGAAUAUACUGAAUGGAAGAAUCUGAGAGUAGGGAAUAUAGUGAAGAUAAUAAAGGAUGAAUUCUUCCCCGCGGACCUCCUACUGCUUUCCUCCAGUUAUGAGGAUGCAGUCUGCUAUGUUGAGACCAUGAACUUGGAUGGUGAAACAAAUUUGAAGUUGAAACAAGGGCUAGAUGUAACUUCUUCCUUACAGGAGGACUUCAAAUUCCGUGAUUUUAGAGCUGUCAUCAAAUGUGAAGACCCAAAUGCAAAUUUGUAUUCAUUUGUCGGGAGCAUGGAGUUUGGAGCACAAAAGUAUCCACUUUCUUCUCAGCAACUUCUUCUGAGAGACUCCAAACUACGCAAUACAGACUAUGUGUUUGGAGCAGUCGUCUUUACCGGUCAUGACACAAAGGUUAUUCAAAACUCCACUGAUCCUCCUUCAAAAAGAAGCAAAAUUGAGAAGAAGAUGGAUAAGAUUAUCUACUUCUUGUUUUGUGUUUUAUUUCUAAUUGCAUUUAUUGGAUCUAUUCUCUUUGGCAUCACAACCAAAGGUGACCUGGACAAUGGGUUAAUGAAAAGAUGGUAUCUAAGACCAGAUAGGUCCACAAUUUUCUUUGAUCCGGAAAGAGCAGCUGCAGCUGCUAUAUUUCAUUCCUUAACAGCCUUAAUGUUGUACAACUUCUUUAUUCCUAUCUCAUUGUAUUUCUCAAUAGAGAUUGUCAAAGUCCUUCAGAGCAUCUUCAUCAAUCGAGAUAUCCACAUGUACUAUGAAGAAACAGACAAACCAGCUCGUGCUCGUACUUCAAACUUGAAUGAGGAGUUAGGCCAAGUUGACACAAUACUAUCUGAUAAAACUGGAACUUUGACCUGCAACUCAAUGGAGUUCAUCAAAUGUUCUGUUGCUGGAGUGGCUUAUGGUCGUGGUUUAACAGAGGUUGAGCAAUCGAUGGGAAGAAAUAAUGGUUCACCUAUACUUCAUGAGCAUAUUAAUGGUUUAAAUUCAGAAUCUAAUGAAAUCAGGGACUCUCCUGGUAGAAAAGAACCUAUCAAAGGUUUUAACUUUACAGACGAAAGGAUAAUGAAUGGAAACUGGGUUAAUGAGCCUAAUGCAGAUGCUAUACAGAAAUUUUUUCGCUUAUUGGCAAUUUGUCAUACUGCCAUACCAGAAGUGGAUAAAGAAACAGGAAAUGUCUCAUAUGAGGCUGAAUCUCCGGAUGAAGCAGCAUUUGUGAUUGCUGCAAGAGAAGUUGGUUUUAAAUUCUACAAAAGGACCCAGACUUGUUUGUCAAUGUAUGAGUUGGAACCUGUUUCUGGCCAUGAAGUUGAAAGUUUGGUAGUGUUGGGCAUGGGGGAGAGUGUUGGAAAGCUAGCUUUAUUGUGGUUGUUGAAAGAGACAAAAAUAGAUGGAAGAGAUACUGAGCAGUGUGUCAUGGAUGAUGGUACUGCUUUGAAACAAUGGACAUACAAGCUUCUUAAUGUUUUAGAGUUUAGUAGUUCAAGGAAGCGAAUGUCAGUGAUAGUGAAAGAUGAAGAAGGGAGAAUUUUUCUACUCUCUAAAGGUGCUGACAGUGUCAUGUUUGAAAGGCUUGCCAAGAAUGGGAUGACGUUUGAAGAGAAAACUCUGGAACAUGUGCAGGAAUAUGCUGAUGCAGGUCUAAGGACCCUAAUACUUUCUUAUCGUGAGCUUGAUGAAGAAGAAUACAAGGAGUUUGAUCAUAAAUUUUCUGAAGUAAAAAAUUCAGUCGCAGAAGACAGGGAAACACUGAUUGAAGAAGUAUUGGAUAAGAUCGAGAGGAAUCUAAUCCUUCUUGGUGCCACUGCUGUAGAGGACAAGCUCCAAAAUGGGGUUCCUGACUGUAUGGACAAGCUUGCCCAAGCUAAGAUUAAGAUUUGGAUUUUGACUGGGGAUAAAAUGGAGACUGCCAUCAAUAUUGGUUUCUCUUGUCGCUUGCUUAGACAAGGAAUGAAACAGAUUAUAAUUCAUUUGGAGACUCCAGAAAUUAAAGAAUUAGAAAAGGUUGGAGACAAGAUGGCUAUUUCCAAGGCAUCAAGGGAAAGCGUGCAUCAUCAGCUAUCUGAAGGUGCUCAACUGCUUUUUGCAUCCAGAGGGACCUGCCAGCAAACAUUUGCGCUGAUAAUUGAUGGAAAAUCACUAACCUAUGCUCUAGAGGAUAAUAUGAAAAUCAUGUUUCUAGAGCUUGCAAGUCAUUGUGCAUCUGUUAUCUGCUGUCGCUCAUCGCCGAAGCAGAAGGCUCUGGUUACUAGACUGGUCAAAUCUGGAACUGGUAAAACAACAUUAGCUAUUGGUGAUGGAGCUAACGAUGUUGGAAUGCUUCAAGAAGCAGAUAUAGGGAUUGGAAUCAGUGGUGUUGAAGGAAUGCAGGCCGUUAUGUCUAGUGAUAUUGCAAUUGCACAGUUCCAGUAUUUGGAAAGAUUACUUCUUGUACAUGGACAUUGGUGUUACCGGAGGAUGUCAUCAAUGAUAUGCUAUUUUUUCUACAAGAAUAUCACAUUUGGGUUCACCUUAUUCUUGUAUGAGGUGUAUGCAUCAUUCUCUGGACAGCCGGCAUACAAUGACUGGUUUUUGUCACUGUAUAGCGUGUUCUUCUCGUCACUUCCUGUAAUUGCCCUUGGGGUCCUUGACCAGGAUGUAUCUGCCAGGUACUGCCUGAUGUUUCCUAUCCUAUAUCAAGAAGGUGUGCAGAAUGUCCUCUUUUGCUGGCGUCUAGUACUGAGUUGGAUGCUUAAUGGAUUUAUUAGUGCCACAAUGAUAUUCUUCUUCUGCACCAAAGCAAUUGAGCCUCAGGCCUUCGAUGAGGAGGGAAGAACCGCCGGAAGGGAUAUGCUGGGUGUGACAAUGUACACUUGCGUGGUUUGGGUGGUGAACUUGCAGAUGGCACUUGCUAUACGUUACUUCACCUUGAUACAACAUAUUUUUAUCUGGGGUUCCAUUGGUUUCUGGUAUCUUUUCCUCCUAGCAUAUGGAGCAAUGCCUCCAAAAUUUUCUACAAAUGUUUAUAAAGUCUUCGUUGAAACUCUUGUCCCGUCUCCCUCUUUUUGGGUUGUGACAUUCUUUGUGGCGGUCUCAACACUUAUACCAUACUUCACAUGCUCAGUAAUUCAGAUGUGGUUCUUCCCCAUGUAUCACCAAAUGAUACAAUGGAUAAGGUAUGAGAGGAAGACAAAUGGCCCUGAAUAA